AUGACGGCAGUUCGCUACGGCACGAUGAUAAGCCAUCUCCACAACGCUCUCACUCUCUCGUCGCAGAGCAAGUCUUCUGUCUCGGUUUGGAUCAACGAUGAUAUCCGACCGCUGCCACCAUCUCGUCGCACUUGGUCAACCCUGACUUUUAUCGGCUGGUGGUCGGUUUGGCAGCUGAGUUUGACCAACUGGCAGCUGGGUGGCGCGUUGGUAGCCUCAUCUUUGUCUGUCUGGCAGACCAUGGUCGCUGUCAUCCUAGGCAGAAUCAUUGCGGCGAUUGUCGCGAUCCUAAUCGGUUACAUUGGAGCCGAAUGGCACAUAGGAUUUCCAGUUUACUCCAGGGUUAUAUGGGGGGUUUUUGGCGCUUUCCUUCCCACCUUACUUCGGAUCGGACUCUCCGUCGUUGGCUUCGCAUUUCAAUCCUAUAGCGGUGGACUAUGUGUGACUGCUAUCCUGGCCGCUAUCUUUCCUUCCUUCUAUCGGAUGGAGAAUACCCUCCCCAUAUCAUCCCAUGUCACGACCCAGCAAAUCAUCGGGUGGGCCAUAUUCAAUAUCAUUUCAAUUCCAGUGCUGUACCGACGACCGGAAAGAAGAAUCAUGAUCUGGUCCUUGUCCCGGGCCCACGGUGCUGGAGAUCUGAUUCACCAGCACUCACAGCUUCAUGGUAGUGCUGCCUUGGGAUUCGGAAUCAUGCAGGCAGUGACCACGGUGGUAGGGACUCUUUCAAUUGCCCUGACAAGUCAGAUGGACUUUUCCCGAUUUGCCCGAAAGCCCAGUGAUCAGGUCUUUGGGCAGUGGUUCACAUUCGUCAUCAUAGGCUCGAUUAUGCCUCUGUUUGGGUGUCUUACCAGCUCUGCUACCCAGGCCAUUUACGGACAAGCGCUUUGGAAUCCUCCUACCAUUCUCACCAUGUGGCUGGAGCGGGAUUAUAGCUCGACCUCUCGUGCUGCAGCAUUUUUCUCUGGGCUGGGGCUUGUCACCUCGCAACUUGCACUAAAUGUCGUGGAUAACGGCUAUUCUGUGGGAAUGGACCUCUCAGGGCUCCUCCCAAAAUACGUCAACAUCCGGCGAGGAUGCUUUGUUGGCCUGAUACUUGGCACCGUCCUUUGCCCCUGGGAGCUCCUCGCCUCCGCUACCACUUUUGUUGGCGUAAUUUCGUCCUUCUCCAUCUUUAUGGCACCAUUUUGUGGUAUUCACAUCAGCGAUUACUGGAUCAUUCGCGAUCGACGUCUCAAGCUAUCAGACCUAUACCACUCUCGGCCAGACGGUAUCUACUUUUAUACCAUGGGGAUGAACUGGCGCAGCGUGUUUCCGUGGCUGGUCGGAUGGGUACCCCUGCUGCCGGGAUUCCUGCACAGCAUUCGCCCUACUAUUCAAGUGCCGGUGGGCGCGGAUCGACUUUAUGCGCUUGGGUUCCCGUACGGCCUGUUGUCGUCGCUGAUCGUAAAUACCCUUGUCAACAAGCUUUUCCCGCCACGUGGACUUGGAGAAAUUGAUCAGGAGGAUGUAUUUGGGACUUUUACGGGAAGCGGCGGUGUUGAGGAUCAACAAAAUGCAAUGGAAAACAGUGAGAUGACGCUAGAGCAGAGUUCAAGCCUGGAACGCCAGGAGAUCGUGGGUAUGAAAGUGUAG
Aspergillus pseudoviridinutans is the source of this 1632-nucleotide messenger RNA. RefSeq names its product nucleobase cation symporter-1 family protein. Gene Ontology annotation, molecular function: nucleobase transmembrane transporter activity. The record is from RefSeq and is a predicted model, not a curated record. The transcript has 5 exons. NCBI's taxonomy places the organism in Eukaryota, Fungi, Ascomycota, Eurotiomycetes, Eurotiales, Aspergillaceae. Gene Ontology annotation, biological process: transmembrane transport; nucleobase transport. Gene Ontology annotation, cellular component: plasma membrane. The coding region runs from base 1 to 1632 and encodes 543 amino acids.